Apodemus sylvaticus (European woodmouse) is the source of this 4003-nucleotide messenger RNA. RefSeq names its product zinc finger protein 226-like. NCBI's taxonomy places the organism in Eukaryota, Metazoa, Chordata, Mammalia, Rodentia, Muridae. Gene Ontology annotation, cellular component: nucleus. The transcript is spliced from 6 exons. Gene Ontology annotation, biological process: regulation of transcription by RNA polymerase II. The record is from RefSeq and is a predicted model, not a curated record. Gene Ontology annotation, molecular function: RNA polymerase II cis-regulatory region sequence-specific DNA binding; DNA-binding transcription factor activity, RNA polymerase II-specific. Bases 862 to 2307 code for a protein of 481 amino acids.
CUCGGACCGUUGCGCGUGCUUCUGUUGUGCGGGCUGAUGAGAAGCAUUCUGGGAAGGGUCUCCCAGGUGGUUUCUGUUAGCAUCCGCUCCCCUUGUCCUCCCUUGAGUCUCCUCUCUCCCACACCUUCCUCGACUGAUCCCUGGAUCUGGAGGUUUGCGGGGUUGGCGGCGGGCGGCCGUAGGGGAGUCGGCUCCAGGCUGACGAAGGGGAAGCGCAGGGCUCCCAGUGAGCCUCCUCCAUCCCGCAGAUAUCAUCGCACUGAUGAUAGGGUCUCAGCGCGUGGCUCCGUCAGCCUCCUGCCUCAGCUCGGAUGUGUUGUGAUGACAGGUGUGAGCCGACACACCUUCCUUCACUGCUGUCUGGAGUUGGGGUGCAAGGGUGAUGUUGAUAGGGUUGUUUGUGGCAUUGACGUAGCUAGUGUCACCGUGCCCUGAAGGUUCUACGACUUAGACCCACACUGCAGGGAACCGGGAUGGGUGGAGAUUUGUCGAGAGCCUGGCUUGUAGAAGGAUAAACGGACCUGUCUGUGCCUUUCCACGAUGCCAAAUUUUACUGAAGGACGAGAAAGUCAUAAGUGUCUCCCAUGGAACCUGCAUGCUAGCUGUCGAGGGAAGCCAGUGACCCUCUGACAGGAUUAGAGGUGCAGGAGCCGUGCCUGGCUUUGUAUAUGAGUGCUGGGAUCCAACUUCAGCCUGACCUCUUGACAGGGACGGAGUGGAAGGUGAGGUCCUGACUCCUUCAGCAAGGCUCCUGACAGGGUUUCAUCCUGUCCUGGAACACAAUAUAGCUUCAAACUGACAAGUCACCGUCCUGUCUCUGCCUCCCAUGUGCUGGAAUCACAAGCCCUGUACAGUGGGGAGAUGGUGACGUUCAGGGACGUGGCCGUGGUCUUCAGUGAGGAGGAGCUGGGGCUUCUGGACGCUGCCCAGAGGAGGCUGUACCACGAUGUGAUGCUGGAGAACGUCAGGAUGCUGCUCGCAGUGGGAGACAAGAGUCUAGAGGAGAUGGGGUCUCUUGACGAAAUGGAAUUGAGGCGCCUGUCACACACUGAGGGGCUUUUCUGCUCACAAAUCUGGCAGCAAGUUACAAGGGAUGUAAGGAAGACUAGAGACCGCAGGGCAAGCAUCGGGGAGACUGGCUCGCCCUUGAACGGAGACGGUGCGCAUCGUGCAAACAAGGAGUACAGCAAACGUUCCAGUCUGAAAUCCGGGCCCCAGCUCCACUGCGGAGUAAACGGUGGUGAAGAACUUUACAGAGAGGAGAGGAGCGGGAAAGACCCUUGGGACCCUCCUCUUCAGGCUAACGGGCGAUCCCCAGCGAGAGAGAAGAGGUAUAGAUGCGAAAAAUGUGACCACUCCUUCUGUCGGCUCUCCGGUCUCCAAGCCCAUCAGGUGAGGCACACCGGGGAGAAACCAUACAAGUGUGAGGAGUGUGGGAAGGGCUUCACUCGGGCCUCCACCCUUCUGGACCACCAGAGAGGUCACACCGGAAACAAGCCCUAUCAGUGCGACGCCUGCUGGAAGAGUUUCUGUCACAGCUCGGAGUUCAACAAUCACAUACGAGUCCACACGGGAGAGAAACCCUAUGUCUGUGAGGAGUGUGGGAAGGGCUUCAGCCAGGCCUCCCAUCUCCUGGCCCACCAGAGAGGCCACACCGGAGAGAAACCCUACAAAUGUAGCGCGUGUGGGAAAGGAUUCAGCCGGAGCUCAGAUCUUAAUGUUCACUGUAGAAUCCAUACCGGGGAGAAGCCCUAUAAAUGUGAGACGUGUGGGAAAGCCUUCAGCCGAGUCUCAAUCCUCCAGGUGCACCAGAGGCUCCACAGUGAAGACAAACCGUACCAGUGCGCACAGUGUGGGAGGGGCUUCACCGUGGAGUCACACCUUCAAGCCCACCAGAGGUCCCACACAGGCGAGAGACCCUAUCAGUGUGAGGAGUGCGGGAGAGGCUUCUGUCGGGCCUCCAAUUUUCUGGCUCAUCGUGGCGUCCACACAGGAGAGAAACCGUAUCGAUGUGAUGUGUGCGGGAAACGCUUCCGGCAGAGGGCCUACCUUCAUGACCACCAGAGGAUCCACACUGGAGAGAAGCCGUACCGAUGCGAGGAGUGUGGCAAAGUCUUCAGCUGGAGCUCAUACCUCAAAGCCCACCAGAGAGUCCACACGGGAGAGAAGCCAUACAAGUGUGAGGAGUGUGGGAAAGGCUUCAGCUGGAGCUCAAGUCUCCUCAUCCACCAGCGGGUCCAUGUGGAGGAUGAGGCUCACAAGGGUUUGCCUGCAUCGGAAGGCUCACAGGGGAGACCGAUGCUAUAAUGUUUUAUUUUAUUUUUAUUUAUUUGUUUUCUGUUUUUUUUUUUUUUAUUGGAUUUGAUUUUUUCGAGACAGGGUUUCUCUGUGUAGCCCUGGCUGUCCUGAAACUCACUCUGUAGACCAGGCUGGCCUCGAACUCAGAAAUCUGCCUGCCUCUGCCUCCCAGAGUGUUGGGAUUACAGGAGUGAGCCACCACCGCCCGGCUGCUAUAAUGUUUUAUAUUCUGAUAUCUCGAGUGGAAGCUGAAAGGUCCCGAUUCUUAGAGUUCUCAAGGGAGACAAAGGAGUUGCAGUAUCAGUGUUUUGACUGGAACAGGCUGCGUUAAAAUGCUUGGGAGACCACAAGCAGAGAAGCCUUGUAAGUUGGAGCCACAUAGACUUCACUCAGACCCUUGACCUUACAGUAACUGAGGGAAAGUUGGGCGUGGUCUGGAGCUAUCUCGAAGGGACCAGAUCUGUUUGUUCCACAGGAGCGACUUUCUUACGUUGCUGGUUGCAACCCCAUUGGAGCUUCAUAACCGUAAGUGGCAGUCAUAAGAUAUUUAGGGACGCUACAAGCUUUCUGCGUGUCCAGUGACAGAAACCUCAGAAUUCAACAGGUAAUAAAUCCUAGGGGCUUCCGCAGCCUCUUCCCCAUGAUGCAACUAUGUGACUUCACUGCAGCCUUCCUUAGAACACACGGCGUGAACCUGCACACGUCACUAUCACCACACACGGGGCCCACGGGCGCCGCUUGAAGUCUCCCUGCUCAGGGCCAGCGUUGCUGUGUUGUCUGCUACAAAUUGUGCCGCUUCCCACUCCACACGUCUCCUGCUCUCCCUGGAGCUUUACUUACGGUCCUCGCCCAGUCUCAUUCUCCAGCGCUUACGCAUCGAGCUAGCUAAGCUGCAGAUGCCCGCGUGUCUCGCGGGAUUUUAGCCAUGACUCCCCUUAACAGAACGUGUUCCAAGGCACUACUGUGCAAAUUUGGUUUCGUGGUUAAUAAAUUAUCACUUACCGAAACUGUUUCAAAAUAUACUUCUUCCCGAUUAAUAGUAAAUGUUCGAGUUGUAGAUCUACAUUGCGUACCUAUAUACCCAAGCAGUGCCUAAGACACCAUUAAGUCAGCCUUGAGAAGGGCAGUCACUUGAAAUUUUUUAUUCUAUCUGCCUGCUGCAGCGGAUGCAGAGUCUGGAGUUUCAUGAAGAGGCUAAAGGAGGAGACAGUUUAAUUCACAUAUGGUCCCUGAAACAAAAGGGAGCUGGAGAGAUGGGUCAGCGGUUAAGAGCACUGACUGCUCUUCCAAAGGUCCUGAGUUCAAAUCCCAGCAACCACAUGGUGUGGCUCACAACCUUCUAUAAAGAGAUCUGACGCCCUCUUCUGGUGUGUGUAAAGACAGAUACAAUGCACUUAAAUAUAACAAAUCUUUAAAUUUUUUUCCAAAAGAAUUAGAAAGCAAGAAAAAUGAAUUACAUUUUUAAAAUUAAUUAAUCUAUUUAUUUUUAUGCCAAAAGUGGUUUCCGAGCCAGCUAUGGAGCACAGUGACCAUUUCCAACUUGAGUCUAAAGUCAAUGAAAUAAACACAAGAGAUCAGUUGAUUGAAAAGACAAUGAUGGGAAACAAGCCAAUUAGAGGCAAGCUCUCCGUGAAUAGGCAACAGCUUCCAUCAUUUCUUGUAAAGAAGAAGCACAGGCUGAGAAACUUCAGGAGACCAAGGAGAA